CAUAAUCAUAACCUUCUUAAAAAGCAAAACACAACCCUUUAUUUCAUUUUAUUUAAUCAUCAUCAUUAUUAUUAUUUUUAUUAUUUCAGUUUUCAAAAGUUCAAACGGUUUGUGACUUUAUUUUAUCAAUGGAAGAUAAUGAAUGGAAUCACUAUGAUCCUCUUCUUCUCACUGACGUUUCUUUUCAACAACAAAAAACCAUUUCCACUAGUGUUUCACAAUUAUCUCUUAGCUCUCUGAAUUCAGCUAUGGAUGCAGAUCCCCAAUCUUGUGGUGGAAACCCUAGUUAUGGAUUGUCUCGGGAAAAUGAAAGCUUUGAAAGGAACAGUUUGCAAUUUGAUGACCCAAUUGCGAAAAAUUUAGUUGAUGGACGAUCGGUAUUAGGGUUUUCAAUGAAUUCGCCGGAUUUAGUGAUCUGUGCUGGCUCACCAGAUAUUGCAGGAAUGAGUUAUUGUGAUUCUCCUGAGAUAUCGAAGAGCAAAAAUUGCUUCAAUUUGGAUACAUCAAUGGAACUUUCUCUUGAGAAUGGAAUCAAUGCAUCUGAAGUUGAAGUUUGCAAUGUCCAUAAGACUCCAACUGUUAAAUUUUCCAAUUUGUGUCAAACUAUUGAACCGGAAGAAGAGUUACUAUCACCUGAAGCCUCAUUUGAGCUUCAUCCGCCACCGAUAACAAACGACGAGUCGCCUCGAGAUUACUCGCUUAGAGAUAAUGAAAUGUUAGAAGAUGCUAGAGUGUCUCAGGAGGAAGAAUUGGAAUGCUCAGAAGAUGCUGAGGAUAUCGGGGUAGAAGAGAAGUUUCUGAAGCUGAAAAGAGAUUUUGAGUGUCAGAGAAAAGAGCUGGCAGUAACUAGGAGGGAGUUGGGGGAGCUCAAGAGGGAGAAUCAGCAGAAAAGUAGUGAAUGUCAAGAAGCUUUGAAGUCCUUAAAAGAGCUUCAGAAUGAGCUAAUGCGCAAGUCGAUGCACGUAGGAUCUUUAGCAUUUGCUAUUGAAGGGCAAGUGAAAGAGAAAAGCAAGUGGUUUAUUUCACUAAGAGACUUGACGAGGAAAUUGAAGAUUAUGAAAAUGGAACACAUGAAGCUAUUAGAGGAAGCAGAAGCAUACAAGAAAUAUGAAGCUGAUAUAAGUGAAUUGGGACUCAUCAUCAAGUCUAAAAUGAAUGAACAACUAGCGUCACAUGAAGAUCUCAAGUCCAAAUAUAUUGAAGGGGCUAAGGUUCAAAAAGAGCUUUACAAUAAGGUAUUGGAGUUGAGAGGAAACAUAAGGGUCUUUUGCCGGUGUAGGCCGCUCAAUGCUGAAGAGAUAAAAGGAGGAGCCGCAAUGGCCUUAGAUUUUGAUUCUGCUAGAGAUGGUGAGCUUACUGUAAUGUCAAAUGGAUCUCCAAAAAAGACUUUUAAGUUUGAUGCUGUGUUUAGCCCUCAAGUUGAACAAGCUGAUAUCUUUGUGGACACUGUACCAUUUGCAACCUCGGUUUUAGAUGGAUACAAUGUAUGCAUUUUUGCAUACGGACAAACUGGUACAGGAAAAACCUUCACAAUGGAGGGCACAGAAGACGCUCGUGGAGUUAAUUUCAGGACUCUUGAGAAAAUGUUUGAUAUAAUCAAGGAAAGACAAUCCCUCUAUCGUUAUGAUGUUUCCGUAAGUGUCUUAGAAGUGUACAAUGAGCAAAUAAGAGAUUUGCUGGUUUCAGGAAAUCAUCCAGGAAUGUCUGGAAAAAGAUUGGAGAUAAGGCAAUCUGGUGAUGGAAUGCAUAUUCCGGGGUUGGUUGAGGCACAUGUGAACAACAUGAAUGAAGUGUGGGAAGUCCUACAAACUGGUAGCAAUGCAAGGGCCGUAAGCUCAACUAAUGCGAACGAGCACAGUAGCCGAUCUCACUGCAUUCACUGUGUCAUGGUUAAGGGAGAAAAUCUGUUGAAUGGAGAACACACUAGAAGCAAGUUAUGGCUUGUGGACUUAGCAGGCAGUGAAAGAGUUGCAAAGACAGAAGUUCAAGGUGAUAGAUUGAAGGAGACACAGAAUAUUAAUAGAUCUCUUUCUGCACUUGGUGAUGUCAUUUCAGCUCUUGCAACUAAAAGUUCUCACAUCCCUUUCAGGAACUCUAAGCUUACACACUUGUUACAAGACUCAUUAGGAGGAGACUCAAAGACACUCAUGUUUGUACAGAUCAGUCCUAAUGAAAACGAUUUGGGCGAGACAAUUUGCUCUCUAAACUUUGCUAGUAGAGUAAGGGGGAUAGAAUUGGGCCCUCCAAAAAAACAGUGGGACACUAUUGAACUUCUGAAACAUAAACAGAUGGCUGAGAAAACUAAACAAGAGCUAAAGCUGAAGGACUUUCAAAUCAAGAAGAUGGAGGAAACAAUCCAUGGCUUCGAGUCCAAAAUGAAGGAAAAAGAUCAUAAAAACAAAGCUCUUCAAGAUAAGGUCAAGGAACUGGAAUCGCAACUUAUGAUUGAGAGAAAGUUAGCGCGUCAACAUGUAGACUCGAAGAUAGCUGAGCAACAUCAAAUGAAGCAUCAAGAAGAGCAAAACAAUCCAAUUUGGAGAGCAACACCACUUGCAAAUAGACCAUUAGCAACUCUCAAAAAUUUUAAUGAUCCUGCUAAACCUUUAACCGAGAACAACAUCUUAAAACCUUACAAUAUACCCUUUUCUACAAUAGAAAGCUCCAUCGAGUGUAUUGAUCACAAUGAGAAAGAAAACAACCCCGACAUGGCCGAUAUCAAAUCACUACUUCCAAAGAAGACAUCAAGAGCUUCAUUAUGCACAAUGACACCGCGCGGUGUUCCUUCGACAGCUAUUUCAAGGAGAAACUCUUUGAUUCCACUCCCAAACUUAACACAUUUUCAAUCAUCACCGUUCAUACCAAAGUUAACAAACCAAGAAGUAAACGAGGAAUCAGAAACCUUACAAGAGAGUCCUAAAGAAGUUAAAAGUGGUGUUAAGAAGAUAGGUAGCAUACUAAGAAGAAGCAUACAUAAGAAAGGACAAGUGAGGUCUCCAUUACAACAACAUAUGAGAAAAGUUGGUGGUGUAAAUGUAGGGAUGGAGAAAGUGAGAGUUUCUAUUGGAAGUAGAGGGAAAUUGGCACAAAGAGGGGUGCAAGUUGGAAAUGGGAGAAGAGGUGGGGGUGCAAAAGAGAUUCAACAGAAGAAUAGUCAUAAGGACAAGGAAAGGGCAUGGAUAUAAAAGAUGAGUUGAUCUAGAUUUUUUUUUUUGCAAUGUGUGGAUAGAUAACGUUGAUUUGUGUGUUUUUAAGGUAUGAAAAAUGUAUCAUUUUUCAUGUGAAAUGGGACAAUGGAUUAAUUUUUUUAUUUUUAUUUUUUAAAAACUUUUAUGGGAGAAUGGAGCAAGUCUCUUGUAAAUUAUGCAUGGCGGUGUUUAGUUUUUCUAUAAUUUUAAAUUGUGACAAGAAACACUCGGAAAUCGGAAUACAAUGUGAGAUUUGGAUUUGACGCACA
Messenger RNA from Trifolium pratense (red clover), 3454 nucleotides. Its product is annotated as kinesin-like protein KIN-14Q. Gene Ontology annotation, molecular function: ATP binding; microtubule binding; microtubule motor activity. Gene Ontology annotation, biological process: microtubule-based movement. Bases 129 to 3182 code for a protein of 1017 amino acids. The record is from RefSeq and is a predicted model, not a curated record. Lineage: Eukaryota; Viridiplantae; Streptophyta; Magnoliopsida; Fabales; Fabaceae. The transcript has 15 exons.